GGUGCGGUUGGUAACGGGGACGCUACCUUGGUAGAUCAUUAAUCCGAUUAGGUUUUGACCUACUGUGUGUAUAUUUUCUGGUUGGAAAAGGGCGCGGGUUCAGAGCCGGAAAUCUCGGCUAGUAUCAAUCGCGGCACAAUGACGUCGCUGAUCAGAAGCACGACAGCGAUUCACUCCACACCCGGUACAGUCGUAGGCACGCGCACGCGUGCACUUGCCCGACAAUACGUGCUCCCCUCCCCUCUCUCCGUGGUCGCUCUCUCCAGAACCAUUUUUCCUCUAUCCCCGCUUUAUCGUUUCCUUUUACUCUCUCCGUCAGAAAUUUUACCCUCACUCCGGCAUCUCCGUUGGUUCUUGGAGCAUCUUCAUCCCCUUCUCUCUCGGUCGCGUUCGCUGGCUGGCUGGCCGAGUGAUUUCCUUUCCUCUUUGUCUCUCCUGCUCCUCGAUAUCCUCCCUCCUCCUCGCAGACCCGACCAGGCGCGCGCGGUUUCUGUCUCAGUCUCUCGCUCGAAGCGGUCCCGUUGCGACCUGUGCUGCGUUCCACUCGAUAGAUUGCGGCUGGUCCAGGUCUCUCGGUGUCUAUUUCUCGUCCUGAUCGUCCCAUAACCUCCAUAUGUUUCGAACGUGUUCGGUCGAGGUCGCCGGGAUAAAAAGAUGAACCGCGCGAGGAAAGAAGCGUGGCGGCUAGACGCUGCUCGGCCGAGAUAGCGGCGAAGAAGGGAUCGCCAGCCGACAGAGAAACAGUGUAUUGCUAUUUUCGAGACGCCGUGGAGCCCGGCCAACGCGUGCGUCCGGCGUCCGGCGUCCGGUUCACGGUACGGACAAAAAAAGAAAAUCAACGAGGAUUCGCGGGUGGAAGGUCGUCGGGAAAAACCGCGACGCGACGGAUAGAUCCUACGAUCUGCCGCUCUCCUACGUCCGGAGAUCUUCUCCGAGUUGAAACACCGAAUCUUUCCUAGCUAAAGUGUCGACGUACGAGUGCCAACACCGUGAAAGUUGAACGUUUCGAAGAGUUGAAUUAGCGCGAGUGAUCUUCGAGUCUCUCGAUCCCGCACGAUCGUCCCGGCCGGAGUAUUGACCCGCAUUAACCCGCGGAUUCCCUUGGAAAAAUCCGUUGCGAGUUGCAAUUAACUAAAUCUCUUUAAAAUUAACUUUCUUUUCGACAGAAUCUUUUUAACAGUAGAUUUAACAAGAUCGAGAACGACUUUAAGCGAUUGCUUCGGUUGCAUCGUCCGAUCGACGAUGAUUGUGCGGGAUCCGUCGACGAUCGAACCCGUUAAAUAGAGUUCAGUUUCGAAGAGAGAAGACAGGAAAGCGACGAUGACACUGUCGAAGACUUAACCAUGUUUGCGAGUCACUUUGCUACGACCGUUCCAGCUCUUUGUCAAUUGCUCGCCAUGGAGAUUGGCCUGUGGAGAGUGUACGAUGUUGGAAGGUGGACGUGCAGUGGUCUGGCUCCUUGUAUCAGUCCCACGAGCUGCACGCCACCCGAAAGAUUCACGUACUAACCCAAUUGUACCUGUUUGAACCCACCAGUUGCAGAGCCCUGCACCGUAACCUCAUGACGCAUUUAACACAUGGCCCGCCUGGAGAUACCAAGCAUAGUGGUGCAUAAAGGCAGCAGGUCGCACAGUCGACCUGAGAGUCCCACGGUGGUGGUGCGAGGAGGAGGAGGAAUGCCCUCGGUGCCAUCCUCGAGACAAGGCUUCGUCGUAGGUAGCCCAAACGUGUCAUAUCAGAGCAGCACGGAAUCGGACAUGAUAGACGGGAAUGUCAAUCCCAAUGUCGGCUCUUCUCCCUCGCUCCACCGUACCUCGCCCUCCUGCCCACCCGAUAGAUCCGACACAGAGAACAAAAACUUUCGUAAUAGGACGAAUACGAAAGUAAAGUUACUGGUCAGGAGCCAUGCCAUGAGAGAGUCGACGUCUCCCCCGAGGGAACCACACAACGGUUCCUCGUCUCCGCACAGUCCUCAGUCAGUGGACGGCGACAAGAAGUUCGUGGGUAACCCAAACUCCACCAAGAUCAAUAACAACGAGUCGAUGUUCAACAGCAAUCUCUGUCCGAAUCAGUCCCCGAAGCAAAUGCGCAACACGGCCACCUCGCCCACCUGUCGAGCCCCGUCACGAAACGGUCAAUCUAGUCCUUCUCAAGUCCACUCGCCAAAGAAUAACACUUCGCCGACGAACGGUAAUAAGACGGAGUCCCAGCGUUCCAAGACUGGCAACAACAUCAUCCAGAAAUGCAAUAACUGCGUGAAGAACAAUCAAAAUGAACGACCCGGAUUGCUACAAACGCCCGUGUCACCCUCCAAGUCCGGCCAGGUGUUGCAACACUCGCCGAAGAGCACGAACCUGGUCCAGAACGCGCAAAACAAUCAACACAGGUCUGAACAACGCAGACCAAACACACUCAACAUCUGCAAUAAUCAAUGCAACACGCAAUGCGGCAACACUUUAUCCGUGAGCAGACCUGGCUCACGGCACAAGCUGAGGCAUCAAAAUUCUUCUCAGGGUAGCUUCGACAGCGUCUCUCCCUGCCUCUCGCGAGAUAGCAGCACGGAACUGUACACGGACAGCACCGGAAUAGAUCUGGAGCAUUUCAUUGCUGAAACCAUAAAUCGUAAUCAGAAGGAUCGCACGGUGCUGUUGAAGAUCGAGAAAGAUCUGAUCGAGUUCGCGAGGGACAAGCAAAAGGUCUGUCACAAGUUCCCGAACAUGUCCUCGUACAAUAGAAUGUUGGUUCAUCGUGUGGCUGCUUACUUUGGCAUGGAGCAUAACGUUGAUCAGUCUGGCUCGAGCGUGAUAGUGACCAGGACGAGGAACAUGCGAAUACCAAACACCCGUUUCAAGGAGCACAUCCGGGACGAUCUGAUUCUGUCGGAGGAGCCGCGCAGGAGUAUCCUGAAACGAGACUCGAGCUCGUUCGAGGACAGUUUUAAUUUCAAAUCGCCUGACAGACUGUCUGGGGAUUAUUGCCGGCAAAGCAAGAGUUACGAGGAAAGGGAAGAGGAGUACGAACGCGCCAGGCGAAGAAUAUUCAAGGACAGCAGCGGAGAAGGCAGCGAGAUCACUUCCUGGCCUUAUUGGUCCUCUUCCGAGAGCUCCGACGCAUCAGCGAGAUAUCGUUUGUUACAUCCCUCGGAUCACACGAUGAGGCAAACGAAGCUCUUGAAAGGGGAAUCCUUCGAUGGAAGAGAGUCCUGCCGGGGCGGAGUUUUGAGACCAUCUGUUUCCAAGUCCUUCAGCUUCGGUGGUUACACCAGAGGCAUGCUUUCCAGGGGGGAUAGCGUCACCUCUACUCACAGUGCUGGAGCUCGUCUCAUGAAGCAAGACUCGGGUGCUAGCAUGUGUUCACGACUGAGCCCAUCGAGCAGCGGCUACAAAUCGCAAAGCCAGCGCAGCGACGCGACGAUAUCACCGUCUCCGUCGCCAUCGCCCGUGGCUAACAUGACAUGCAGUCAUACGCAAGUAUCUAGUCAGGAUCUCGCUUCGCCGGAAUCGAUUAACCAAACGGUGAUGUGGGCGGUCACCAGUAUAUCCAGCGUGCCACCCGGUAGCAUAAUCAUAAAUCCGCAAACGAAUCAGCCGUACACAAAUCCGGACGGUUCGAUUUAUCGUUUCGAUCCGGAGAAUCCGCCAAAAUUUUAUACCGCCGCUGCAUCGCCGCACGAGAACGACGGGAAUCACGUGUCUCACGCAAAGAACGUCGAGCCAUCCGAGCCAUCCAAACAAACGAAUAAUAUUAAAAACGAAGGGAAAAAGAGGUCGCAUUCGAACAGAAUUUGCCAAGGCAAUGUAUCGACGGUCACUCACACGACGAACACGGCAACCUCGCCAAGUUUGCCGUUCACGCCGCCGCCGCAGCAUAAUCCAGGACCUCCUCAGCAGCACCAGCAACAGCAACACCACCACCAACAGCAGCAUCAACAUCAACCGCAGCAGCAACAAACUCUAGUCAAAUCGUCGUCGACGGUGCAAACUUGUAAUCACAACCAAACAGCUCAACAAUAUACCACCUACAUACCUACCUCAGAACCGUACAACCAGGGUGUCUACCCACCCUCCGUGGGCCAGCAAACUGUGAUGAUGGCUCCUCAUCCGAGCCAGGGUCAAGCCAAUGUACAGAAUAAUGCCCAAGGGGAUGUAUUUAAUCAGAACUCGAUUUACGCGAAUUAUGCAGUACCUGUGCAGCAAGGACCAGUGUCGCAAACAACGGAAAUAACUGAAUUAUCUGGAUAUUUUAUGGGCAUGAGUAUUUACGACCAGCGAGUAAAUGGUGAAAAUCAUUCUACACCACCGCAUUCUUAUCCACAACCACAACCAGCCACUAACCAAGCGGUGCAAAGUGUACAGACAAUGCCGCAAAAUUACUGGCAACCACCAGCCAACUCAAUUCCGCCACAACAGACGAUGUAUUUUGUACCUCCACCUGGUACAGCACUAUCGGUCAGUCAGGGUCCAGGUGAUAGGCAGCCGUUGCAUCAACAGCAAAGAUACUCGACGAAUUAUUCUUUUAACUCGCAAAAUAUGACGCCACCGAAUCAAUCGAAUUCCAAUUAUGUGGGCAGUUAUCCAGUUCCGUAUAAUUCCGUGCCCACUGUCACACCGACACCAAGCGACUACACGUAUCAACCACCGGUUCACAUGGUCCCCACCUAUUACCCACCAGGGCAAGCGGCGAUUCAACCACCACCCGUCAUGUACAGAGUACCCACGCCACCAAACACUCCCACUUCGAAUCAGAUGUCUGGGAUGCCAUUGAUGUACGUAAAUUCCGGCAGUUAUCCACCGCCAACGAUGGUGUCUAACGGAACGUUUGGCCACCAAGUCGGACACAACGGUGCAUCCCCUGCGCCUCCUGGAACAUACAUGACUCCCGCGCUGGUUCCCAAUCUCGUUUUUAGACAAAACGUUCCUGUUGUUGCUGGUGUUCGAGCUUCGACGCCAGGUAACUCACAGAGAACUAGCAGGUCGCCAACUCCAGCACACGAACUGUUCGGAACUGGGAGCGGGGACAGAAACGCACAAACCCAACCACGGUACCCACUGCCAAUGUAUCAGGGUGUCCAUAUUGUACAAGGGGAUAUGAGAUUGAUGCAUCCCGGAGUACCAGCAAAUCCGCGAUUGCAAUACGCGCCAGUCCCAUCACCACCUGUUGUUCAAGGUUGUCCAAGACCAUAUCGACCACCUUCAUACUCGUCGAACACCUCAGGCCCUGGUACUCCCACCUCGUUCGAUGGGAGAAAUCAGAAAAUACGUAAACAAAGGUCCAAAGUGGCACCGUUGCCACCGACUGGCGUGCGGCCCAAUCUUUAUCAGACUCCUUCCAUGCCGUCGCUCUCGUCUAAUGUACCCAAAGAUCUCAGAGAAGCGAAACCUGUGGAAGACAAUAUGAUAUAAGGGACCGUGAAGGUGACAAUCACCCGUCGAAAUCAACUGGUACAAUAUUAGGUAGCUGGGUCAACCGGAUGUGGACAGCGUCGAACAUGAAAUACGAAAAGAUAAUUAACCGUUGCAGCUAAUAAAAAAAAAAGGAACCGAACAUUCAACACACGGUUCAUUCGAUAUACACACGAUUCUUACUAAUUAAUAUUAACCGUACCUUUAAUUAUCUAAGAGACGAAGGUAAAAAAGAAGCACACACCGCCAGAGUAUAAUAAUCAUUCACGUCACGAAUCGAAGAGAAACGAAGAACAAGAACGAAACAAACUAAAAUAACAAAAGCAAAAGAAAAUAAACAAAAAAAUGUUACGUCUCUUUUGAUAAAAACGCGGAGAUUGAAAACGAUUGUGCUCGAACUGUUGCAACUAAUCAGAAAGAGAAAGGGAAAAACAAAGGAAUAUACAUACAUAUAUGCGUGUGUGUAAAAAAAAAAUAAUAAAAAGGAUAAUGAAUGCGUUGAUUUUUGUUUCCUUUUUUUUUUGACAUGGAGCACGAUAUACACAAUGGUACACCGAACAGAGAGUUACUGAAUAGAAUUUUACCUAUUGCAAUUAUUAUAUACAGUAUAUUAUAUUAUAUCUGGAGAUAUAUAUAUAUACAUAUAUAUUAUAUAUAUAUACAGUAUAUUAUAUUAUAUCUGAAGAUAUUUUAAUCGCGGUUUUACAGAUAACUAUAUGAAUGUGAGAUUUAAUUGUAAGGAAAAGGUACUUUUAAAAUGAACACACACGGGGAUUACCCGAAGCGGUCCUCAUAACAGUCUACAAGGCCGACAAGGAAAUCCGCAUAUAAUUAAAACAAUAAUAAUAAUAAUAAUUAAUGUACGAGUAUUAUACACGUUACUGAGUACGUUUACAACUUGCUGUCCAAUCAGAUCUAUCGGAUUGGUUCUGCAUGUAUUCAGGAAUGAUCAUUGCUCACUGAUUCUUCUGCGAACUGCCACCAAAGCGUUGCUUUAAUCUUAAACCAAAAAAAGGAAAAAAGUAAUAAAAAAUAAAAAAUAACAAAAAUUGCUGCCAGUUGUGAUUCGCGGCAUCAAAUUGUUUGCUACCUCAAUUUUGAUAUUGAAAACGUUUUAGACGUUAUCGGUCUUUUACAAAUGUUACAAAACUCCCAUGUGAAAACUUCUGAUUCUUUUUGUCUGACAGUCAAAGAAGAGACUCUUUCUCAGAUAUAUGUAACCAAAGGUUUAGCAAUAUUUUCAAUGCGAGUUGUUAUAUCAGGUCAUUUCACAAGUAUUUUUAUUCUUUUGUGCAAUUAAGUAAAUUUCGUUGGUGGCAGAUAUGUAAUAACAAAGUGGUCAUCGUCUUGUUUCAUCUCUUUAUUAAUUUUUUAUAUACGUAAAGCAGGCAGUGCCUAAUAUAAAUUAAUUUUCUUUGCCUUGUUUCACCGAAAACUAUUAUCCGUCUUGCUCAAACUCUCUUCAAUGACUGACGGAAGACUGAAUGUAAAGAAUUGAUGAACGUCUUGCGGAUUGAAUGGGUCAGACUAUUAUUAAGUAUGCUUAAAUUGCAAAAUCUUAUGAAACGACCUGAUACGUAAAAUUUUUGUAUCCCCCUUUUUUCUUUUCAGUUAGUAUUGUAAUCUAUUAUUGAUCUUGCAUCGACUUUUGACUUUUGACGAUCACUUUGGUACAAGUAAACGUUGCUCGAAUGAAUCUGUAAACGUAUUCAGUACAUGGUCUAUGUAUCUAGUUCGACACAGUAGUCAAGUAGCGCGAAACCAUCACAGCUUAGCUAUCACGAUAGAAACCUGCCUCGCCAUGUGUCUUUUCGAUAUCGUUUUGUCUUUGUUUCGUUUGUACAGAGGGGAUCGAUAUUGAAGUUUAGCCGAAAUGAGACGCAACGUUACGCAACAAAGUUUAUUUCUAAGUAGCAUAACGCGACUACAGAUCUCACACACGGUGUAACUAUAAUUCGUCUUCCAAGCUUUUCACGGCACGCUUCUUGUAUCCUACAGAUGUCCGAGCUACGCGAACCGAAACACUUUUCAAAGCCCGAUUCUACCAAAGAAGCAAUACGUGUGUAUCAGUUCGUCGGCAGUGAUGGUGACGCGUGAUCGUCGUAAUUAAAAAUAAUGUCUCCGUCUGUGAAAAAAAAAAAAAAAAAUAAAGAAAAUAAUAACAAUCUACGGAUCAACGCGAACCUUUGUUCACGUCUCGGCGAGUUCUUUCGGUCGUUCGUGGACCCGAUUUCGAAUCCAGCGUUACAAGAUUCGAGUUUUAGUUCGUCGUACCGAUCGAUCGUUUCUCUGGAGGAGAGAGAGGAGCGCGUUGUUCCGAAAGAGAAACCAAGUGGAAUCCAUCCAGAAGCUUCGCUUACGGUGAAUUGUACUUCAGGACGUAGGUGAAGGUGUGCCUAUCUUUUUAUGAGAGUUCGAUUUGAACGAAGAUCGCGACCUUUUAUUCUAUUCUGCGGGAGAAGCGACGAAAGAGAGGCACUACUUUCUUCUUAAAGAAGCGUGAUAAAUUUUAAUUAAAAAGAAAAAAAAAAGUCGUAGGUUUAAGCGCGGAGAAAACGAGAGCGACCUGAGCAGUUACGUUAGUCAGAUUAAACGCUAUUCGACGUUUCGAUUAUAAAGAGAUGGGCGCACAACCAUAGUGUUUAACUGUACCUAAAGUCGUCGUAGUGAUUAAUGAAGAUAAUUGUACCUAUAAAGAAAACAAAGAAAAAAGUUCACGAAUCUCUCUAAGACAUAAUUAACAAGAAAGAAACAAGAAAUGAAAACACGAAACAGGAAUAUCGGCUAUCGAGAGAAACCGUCUGCAAGCGGCGUCUGUACACACAGUAUAUCCCAUAAUAUGUAAAUAGUAAUACUGCGUAAAAAAAAUGAAUCGAAAACG
Colletes gigas is the source of this 8283-nucleotide messenger RNA. Its product is annotated as R3H domain-containing protein 2. NCBI's taxonomy places the organism in Eukaryota, Metazoa, Arthropoda, Insecta, Hymenoptera, Colletidae. The transcript has 17 exons. Gene Ontology annotation, molecular function: nucleic acid binding. The coding region runs from base 1578 to 5402 and encodes 1274 amino acids. The record is from RefSeq and is a predicted model, not a curated record.